Messenger RNA from Aethalodelphis obliquidens (Pacific white-sided dolphin), 4220 nucleotides. It is a transcript of the gene SLC18B1, whose product is annotated as solute carrier family 18 member B1. The record is from RefSeq and is a predicted model, not a curated record. Gene Ontology annotation, biological process: transmembrane transport. Gene Ontology annotation, molecular function: transmembrane transporter activity. The transcript has 14 exons. The coding region runs from base 1214 to 2446 and encodes 410 amino acids. NCBI's taxonomy places the organism in Eukaryota, Metazoa, Chordata, Mammalia, Artiodactyla, Delphinidae.
GAGCUCCUCCCUAUACUCUAGGGCCGCGUGGAACUCCCGGGGGCGCUUCCCGUAGGGAAUCUGGGAUGCCUGGGCCCGGCUGAGCAAUCGCCGCCCGCCUUUCCGCUCGUUCAAGGUCGAGUCCGAGGGUGCGGGCUUGGACCCGGGAGCUGCGGCGCAGGAGUCCGCGCACUGCCCAUGGACUCGUCGGGGGACCCCGAAGGCCCACGCCCCCCAGGAGGUUACAGAGAGCAGCGAGGCCGGAUGUACCUCUGUGGCUUGGGUCGUGUCUCUUUAACAGCAAUUCAAUUAGCUUUAGCGUGCUUUGUUUGCGAGAGAUUCGAAAAGGAGGGGCCUGGCAGUGGGGCUCGGGUCAGCGUGUUUUUUCUCUCUGGAAAGGGUUAAAGUUUGCGCACUGGGGUGGUGCGGAUGUGGCCUCUAUUGACUUUCUCUCUGUAGCUCUACUUUUAAGUACUAUGUGUUUAAGAAUGCAUUCAAAUAAGUGUGCCUGUUAGACAAACGAAAACGAGCCCCACUGUUGUCCCUCUCGCCCCUUUAACUUUCUCUCAGUUCCCUUCCUCAUCCACUACCAAAAUUUUUAAGUCUUAAGACUUCCUCCUGUUGCACAGAUUUCUUUUUCUAGACAACAAUGGCAACCUCUGAAAAAAUAGAGCAAUUCAAAUAUACUUUUCUUACUUAAAUUUCUUUUAUCUCAAAACCAUUUAAUUUAAAAAUAGCAAAUAGAUUUACUGGAUGUUUGGAACUGAGUAAAUGACCUCGUGUCUUUAAAUUAAAUGGAAAUUUAGCCCUGGGAAUAAGUAUUAAAUUAAUUGAUGCAGAAGACCUGUAAUUAUUGUAAAACACUGAUUUACAGAUUCAUGGCACUUGUCUUUCCAGGAGCUGCCAUUGUAAGUAUUAAUUCUCCAGUUGAAUGAUUUAGCUUAUUUUCUCCUACUUACACUUCACUUGACUUCAAUAGUGCCCUCUUAAUAAACCGCUAACAUGACAUGCUUAAAAUGUGAUUGAGUCCAUGUAGCAUAUGAAGCUAGUAACUUGAGAAAGCACGCUAUACUUCAGAGAACAGUACUCUGGAGAGCACCCUGUGGCCUCAUCCUUCUUGAAGGAAUCUAUUAAAGGUGAUGGCCCUCCAGGAGGUGCAAGGGAGACAUCCAGGCAGCUUUCAAGAGAACAGAUUUUUGUACUGAUAUCAGCAGCUUCCAUUAACUUAGGUUCCAUGAUGUGCUAUUCUAUCCUUGGACCUUUUUUCCCCAAAGAGGCUGAAAAGAAGGGAGCCAGCAAUACAGUUAUUGGUAUGAUCUUUGGAUGUUAUGCUUUGUUUAACUUGCUGGCAUCUUUGGUAUUUGGAAAAUAUCUUGUACAUAUUGGAGCAAAAUUUAUGUUUGUAGCAGGAAUGUCUGUCUCAGGAGGAGUUACAGUUCUCUUUGGUGUAUUGGACCAAGUUCCAGAAGGACCCGUGUUUAUUGCUAUGUGUUUUCUAGUGAGAAUAAUUGACGCAAUCAGUUUUGCUGCAGCAAUAACCGCAUCUUCUUCUAUCCUUGCAAAGGCUUUUCCAAAUAACGUGGCUACAGUAAUGGGAAGUGUUGAGACUUUUUCUGGACUGGGUCUAGUACUAGGGCCUCCUUUGGGUGGCUUCUUGUAUCAAUCCUUUGGCUAUGAGGUGCCUUUCAUUCUUCUGGGAUGCAUAGUUCUGCUGAUGGUUCCCCUCAACAUGUGUAUUUUACCUAAUUAUGAGUCUGAUCCAGGGAAACACUCAUUCUGGAAACUCAUCAUUUUACCCAAGGUUGCCUUUAUAUCCUUCGUCAUUACCUCACUCAGCUCAGGUUUUGGCUUCCUUGAUCCUACGCUGUCCCUCUUUGUUUUGGAGAAGUUUAAUUUACCAGCUGGAUAUGUGGGACUGGUAUUCCUGGGUUUGGCACUAUCCUACGCCAUUUCUUCACCACUGGUGGGCCUACUCAGUGAUAAAAUGCCACAUCUAAGGAAAUGGCUUCUCGUUUUUGGAAACUUAAUCACAGCAGGGUGCUACAUGCUCUUAGGACCUGCCCCAUUCUUGCACAUUAAGAGUCAGCUCUGGUUGUUGGUGCUGAUAUUAGUCAUAAACGGUAUCUCUGCUGGAAUGAGUUUAAUUUCAACUUUCCCAGAGAUUCUCAGCUGCGCACAUGAAAAUGGAUUUGAAGAAGGAUUAAGUACCUUGGGACUUGUGUCAGGUCUCUUUGGUGCACUGUGGUCAGUUGGUGCUUUUGUAGGACCAACCCUGGGAGGAUUUCUGUAUGAGAAAAUUGGUUUUGAAUGGGCAGCUGCUCUGCAGGGUCUCUGGGCUCUGACAAGUGGACUAGUGAUGGGCUUGUUUUAUCUAUUGGAGCAUUCAAGGAGAAGGAGGAGAUCUAAACUUCAAAAUAGCCUCGGCACAGAGGAGGAACGGACUGCUCUCUUGCCUGAUGAAACGUAGCCUUACCUUAGGGAUCCCUACUGAUACGGGGCUGGGAGAUGGAUGCUCCUGGCCUUGAACUUCAUCGCUGGAAGGAUUUUCCUAAUUUUUACGCACAAAACUCCAUGGACUCCACACCAGCAUCCUGAAAUUGUUAACAUAGUUUUCGAUGAUCCUGUGUUGGGCUGCACAUACUGUUGUCCUGAAGAGCUGGCCUGCUGAACCAGCCGUAUUUGAAACCUUAAGUAUGCGAAGAGUUGUUGAAAAUCAACAAAAGUUUUUGGUUUUGAGUGACCAGAUUUGGCCCUGAGGAUGUUACUGACUCUGGGUGUCCUGUUUCCUCUGUUUACUUUUUAUUCUGAGGGCACUGAUUCUGUGACUGUACCCUUUUUAUUAACAGGGAAAGAAAUGAAUUGAUUUGAUAUGCUUAAAAAUAAUAUAAAGAUAACUCAAAAUAUACAUAAUAAUUACUGUGAAAUCAGUUUUUAAAAUAUUUGCUUUCUCUGUGUCCUAAGAUUUUUUUGUUUUUGUUCAAAAGGCAAAAUUCCAGCCUACCAUGGAAAAACUCUAUUGCAUACCCUGGCCAUCAGCUCUUCUAAAACUAUUGUUUGUGUGAAAGAUACAAGAAUAAUAUUACGUAACACUUCCAAUUUUGUAACAUGCUGUGAAUUAGGAUCUGGAUUUAUAAAUAAUGCUUUGUAUAAUAUUAUUCAUUUCCCUUAAUGUCUCUGUUUUAGUUCUAUCAUUUAAAAAAAAAAAAAGUACUCCCAAUAGUUGUAUCCCAUUCCCAGAGCAAGUGAGCCCCCAGGAAUGCUUGUUCUAUGUUAGGGAAGGGGUUCCUCUGACUUCAGGUAAAAUCCAUGCUGUCGUUUGAAGUGAGUGAAUCUCUGCUGUGCAACUCUCAUACCUCCUGGUCCAUUUUCAUGCUGUAGUAGCCCCAUUUACCCACCCACCCCUUUUUAGUAGAAGAAAUGUUUUUUAUCUGUUUAUUAAUUCAAAAAUAUUUAUUGAAUGCCUUCUCUGAAUUGACAUUGCACUUGAUCUUACAGAUUUAGCUGUGAUCAAGAUAAACAGAGUCUAGUCUUUAUGGAACUAAUAUUCCAGUGGAAGGGACAAGCAAGAAAUAAAUACCAGAAUCUCUAGUUAUCUUGCAGAGAUGCUAUGAUGAAAAACAAAAACCUGGUGAUAUGAAAGAGUAAUUGGCUGGAGCUGAUUAGGUGUGAGGAUCCUCAUUUAGGUAAGGCCUUGAACUGAGCUCUGAAGGAUGAGAAUGAGGCAGCCAUUCUGAGGGGAGAGCCCUCCCUAGCAUGUGCAAAACGGCUUGACAUGGUCAAAGAGAAGGCCGUGGCCCACAUGGCUGGAGUCUAGUAAACAGAGGAAUUUGGGCGGGGGAGAGGAGCCGGCUUUUGAAUGGAGGAUUCUAGAAUUUGAUUCAUAUUUCAGGAAGGUCAUUGUGUUUGCAGGGCCAAGGUGAGUGGGGAUGCGGAUUACCAGGGGUGGAGGGAAAUCUUUGGAAGCUUUGAGAGAGACAUUAAUGGUUUGGAUCAGGAAGGUGGUGCUGAAGUAGAGAAAAGGAUGUGUUUGGAAGUAGAACCAACAGGGUUUGCUGAUAAUGGACAGAGAAGGGGAGAGAAAUUCAGGAAGACUCCUAGGAUUUGGCUUGAGGGCAUGGGUGGUCAACUGGUGCCUCUUAGUGAAACGGGGAAGAAUGGGAGAGAAACAGAUCUGGAAGAGGCACAUUAAACCAUGCCCUUUCACACCACCAUAAGGAAAAAAUAAAUAAAAUUUAAAGGAU